Molecule: messenger RNA, 4880 nt
Organism: Poecilia latipinna (sailfin molly)
Lineage: Eukaryota; Metazoa; Chordata; Actinopteri; Cyprinodontiformes; Poeciliidae
Gene: cpne7
Product: copine VII
Exons: 17
Coding region: 380-2071 (563 amino acids)
Biological process (GO): cellular response to calcium ion
Cellular component (GO): plasma membrane
Molecular function (GO): calcium-dependent phospholipid binding
Source: RefSeq, a predicted model, not a curated record
AAUCGCGUCCCAGCUAAAAGCCAACCCGUAAACAUCACAGCGGCUGCUGGACUCUCUCCAUUUCCUUCCUCUCUCUUCCUCUCUGAGCCGAGCCCACUCCCUCCUCCACGCUUGAGCCAAUGAGUUUCGGAGGAGAGAGCAGAAGAAGAAGAAGAAAAAAAAACGGAAACCAAUCUGUUUUUUUUUCUUCUUUUAUUUUGUAAGAGCGGAUUAAACAAGUGUUAUUUUUCUUUCGGGAGUAAAAGAACAACAGCAGGAAUCUGACCCAGAUGUCUAAUAUCCAACCCUGCCAACUUCACAUCACAAGAGAGUUAUUACCAACAGUUUCACAUCACACUGCUUUGCUGCUUGCUGGCAACUCCUCUCGUCUUGAGCCGCGAUGAAUGAAGUUCAGGAGGCGACCUCCCCUGCGACCAGCCUGAGCGGUCCGGCUACCUGUGUCUCCAAAGUUGAGCUGCGUGUGUCUUGCAAAGCUCUGCUGGACCGAGACACGCUGAAUAAGUCAGACCCCUGUGUCGUGCUCAUGGUGCAGAACAAUGGGCAGUGGAUUGAGCUGGACAGGACAGAAGUAAUCAAGAGCAACUUACACCCGCUCUUCGCGAAGGUUUUCGGUCUGGAUUACUACUUCGAGGAGGUGCAGAAGCUGCGAUUCGAGGUCUACGACAUCCACGGGACUCACAGCAUAGGGACGCGCGACGAUGACUUCCUGGGAGGCAUGGAGUGCACGCUCGGUCAGAUCGUGGCCCAGAAGAAGAUGAUAAAACCAUUGCUGCUUAAGUAUGGGAAAUAUGCCGGCAAGUCGACCAUCACAGUACAUGCUGAAGAAAUUUCUGGCAACAAUGGCUAUGUGGAGCUCUCCUUCUGUGCUAAGAAGCUGGAUGAUAAGGAUCUCUUCAGCAAGUCAGACCCAUUUCUGGAAAUAUUUCGAAUGAACGACGAUGGGACAGAACAGCUUGUCCACAGAACUGAGGUGAUAAAAAACAACCUGAAUCCAGUGUGGGAGCCCUUUAAAGUGUCACUCAUAUCUCUGUGCAGCUGCGACGAAGAGCGGAAACUCAAGUGCCUAGUGUGGGAUUACGACUCCAGAGGAAAGCAUGAUUUCAUCGGCGAGUUCUAUGCCACAUUCAGGGAAAUGCAGAAAAUUUCCAGUGGAAAUAAGGUUUCGUGGGAUUGCGUGAAUCCUAAGUACAAACAGAAGAAGAGAAACUAUAAAAAUUCAGGAGUUGUCAUUCUCAGUGACUUGAAGCUUCACAGAGUCUACUCCUUCUUGGAUUACAUCAUGGGAGGAUGCCAGAUUCAUUUCACAGUCGCAAUUGACUUCACGGCAUCCAAUGGAGACCCCAGGAACAGCUGCUCAUUGCACUACAUUAACCCGUACCAACCCAAUGAGUACUUAAAGGCCCUGAUAGCCGUGGGCGAGAUCUGUCAAGACUAUGACAGUGACAAGCGGUUUUCAGCUUUGGGUUUUGGUGCCAGAAUUCCUCCAAAUUACGAGGUAUCCCAUGAUUUUGCCAUAAAUUUCAACCCAGAGGAUGAUGAAUGUGAAGGGAUCCAGGGAGUCGUCGAGGCAUACCAGAACUGCCUUCCUAAGAUCCAAUUAUAUGGGCCAACCAAUGUUGCUCCAAUCAUCAACAGGAUAGCCAAGGUGGCAGCAGGCGAUGGCAACAUUAAAGAUGCUUCAAGAUACCACAUCCUGCUCAUCCUCACAGAUGGCGUGGUCACAGACAUGGCAGACACACGUGAAGCCAUUGUCCGAGCGUCCUACCAGCCUCUCUCCAUCAUCAUUGUCGGAGUGGGCAAUGCAGAUUUCACAGAUAUGCAGAUCCUGGACGGAGACGAUGGCGUCCUGCGGUCACCGAAGGGCGAGCCUGUCCUCAGGGACAUUGUGCAAUUCGUCCCUUUCCGAGACUUCAAAACGGCUUCUCCUGCAGCUUUGGCCAAGUGCGUUCUUGCAGAAGUACCUGGUCAAGUGGUUGAGUAUUUCAGCCAUAAGGCCAUUUCACCCAUGAGCCCAAUGAGGGAGUUACUGACUCCUAUCCUCAGCCCAGUGGCCACCACCCCGACAGAAUAACCGGUUGCUCCGUACCUGCAACCCAACUUGGAGAGCAGCACCAGUCUGGCACAGGAAGAGGGGAAGAAGAUGCAUGUCUCUAGCUGAGAACUGAAGAGGAAAUCCUUCUUAAUGUGUUGUUACUUAUUUAUUUUAAACAAAAUGUUUACACAAAGACUGAAAUACAAGAGAUUGUGGGUUAUAUUUCCGUGCUCUGUGUGGGUUGGACAGUCUCCCUGGCUGUGCGAAUUGACCAUCCAGCUUUUUUUUUAGCAACACAAAACCUGAGGGGUAAAGUUUUCUCAUCAUAAUGUUUAUGCAUGCAGGCCGAGACCGUGACGAUGAUUAGUGAUCAGACAAGCUUGUUUUUUUUUUCCUUUUUUAUCCUCGCGCUAAUUUGUCACCAGGUUUCUUUCUCUUUAGAACUUUGAAUUAGUUCUAAUGCAAUCAGACAAUAUUUAAUCAAGAUAAAAGAAUUGCAAGAAGUGCUCCAGUUUAUUGCGGGACUCAUGAUGUGUCUGUAUGUUUAAGGGUGGGUCUGGCAGCAAACUUGGCCUUAUUUUUUAAUUCCAACAUCUCUAACUGCUCAUAGAUCAUAAUUUCAAUUUCCACCACCUGAACGAACAUCAAUAUGCACUGUAAAUGUCUCAUUUUUCUAUUUAAGUGUACUUCUUGAUGUAAUAUAUCGAUAAAAGCUCUGUUUGAAUGUGCACCAGCCACUGACAACAAAUCAGAACCUGCUUUACGAAACAUGCGUCUGACACAAACGAAAAGACGAACAGUGCUGAUGAGUGUCUAUUUAUAUUGCACCAAAUCCUAACAGAGGUCAUCUCUGAACACCAGACAGAAAAGCAAACAAGAUAAAUUCCUGUUUAGUUGCAUAAAAUUCAUAGAACUUUUUGAAUCAGGCUAUUUGUAAAUAAUAUGGAACCAACAACCAGCUACUUUUUAUGUUUGUAGAUUAUAAGUGUCAUCUUAUGAAACUGUAUAACUUUACAAAUCUGCAGCAUGUACUAUAGCUUUGGCUCGUUAUGUAAGUUUUUCCCUUUAAGAUUGUGAGCUGAAAGAUAAAUAGUGAAUCAGUUUUUGGUUUGUUGUGAAGUGGCUACAGUAAGCAGUUAAAAUCACGCUCCAUGGCAGGUUAUCUCUGAACCAUUGUAUUGUCGUCAUCCCUUAGCGAGCCACCGUACAGGUAGUAACCCUUUAUGUAUCUGCUGUAUGUUUAGUUUUGCAGAGACACUCGAUUUACCUUUUUUGCUGCUUUUAUAUGCAACGCAACUCUACAAGAUGUUUAAUAAAACAUUCAAGAUGUGAGAAGUUUGAAUCAAAAGCAAAGCACAAAAGCCAAUCCUCAACUAAUGCUGUAACAUGUUAAUAUUGAGUUCAUUUACAUCAGAAUAAUAAAUUCUUGAAAAUUAAUGUUACCAAUUUCCUUUUAGUGUUUCUUGCCAUAAAACGAGUGCUUCCCAAGAGCAAUUUGCUCUCUUAAUCCAUUAAUUCAAUUUCCAAUUAACUCUGACCCGAAGCGAGAAAUAGGCAACCUUGAUUGUUUUAUUCUGUUGAGCUCAUCAUUUGGAAAAAAAGAUUUAACCUUCAGCUGUACUUAUCCAGUAAGGGCUGAGUGACAUAAUGUAAUGUUCAGGGUCUCAUGAGAAAUUGUGACUUUCAAAAGACAUUAAAGCUAUAGCUAAUACACAGAAUCUAUAAAAAAAAAUAAAAAAAAAACCUCUUAGUGCAGAAGCAACUUAUGGUAUUCGAUACAUCCUAUCCAUCUUCUGGUAAAUGAACUUUAGGUGCAUUAGUGACACCAACCAGACCACAGCGUGUCCAUCAGUGUCACCUGAAAAGGUGUUAAAAUCUCAGUCCUGAGUUCACCCUUUUUAUUCAGGUGUGUUUGAGCAGGGACUCACCUGAAACAGACAGGAUUCUGAAAACCACAGCUACCUUUGUUAUUGAAGUACAUUAAACUAUCAAAGGGACAGAGCCUGGGUUUUAUUUGCUUUAUUUUGUCACUUGUUCUUUUUUUUUUUUGCGUGUGUACAGUGCUAUGAAGAAGUAUUUGCCCCGUCUUUUUUUUUUUUUUUUUGUGAGGUUAUCUUUUCAAGACUACUAUUUCAUAUUUCAGAGUCUUAAAAUCAUACAAGGUUCACCUCAGGAAAUAAAAAUUUUAUUCAAAUUCUGGACUGGUCUAGUCAAAGCCCAGGCUUAAAUUAAUCAGAGAUAGUUUGACAUAAUGUGGCUUAUUUAAAAUAAAAAAGUUCUUCAUAAAAAGAGUGCUUUAAAAAACAUAUAAUGAUACCACACAGUGUUAAAGUUUGAAUAAAGUGUUACAUUCUUUAGACUGUUUCCAGAAAUAGGUAAAAGUUAACAAUUAAGCUGUCACUGCCAAUAGCUGCAGAGAACAACUUGCAAAACAUGUUUUCAGCUGUGCUAUCUUACAAAUAUCCUCCCCAAGAACAAAACAUUUAUCUGCCUUUGAUUUGUCCUCCACGGCUAUGCCAGCACUUCCCAGACACGCAUGUGCUAUUGACUCUUUCUGAAUUCACUGAAACACAGCUGCUUCUGCUGUCUGAACUUCUUUUAAAGAUCAAAUAAUGAAGAUUUCUCUGUCGCUGUGGAGCGCAGCAGGAGGCCCAUUGAUUCAGCAGACCCGGUGUUGGAGACAUCUCCAGUUACUCGCAUGUGAAAAUCCCUGGAGGGAGGUUGGACUUACAACUGAAGCUGAGCCCCAUGUGGUUAGCUUAAUGCAGUGUAGGAAUGAUGCCAAAAUUAGACGAUACUCUGCAGGAGCACGCAACGAAUCACAGGCUUGUUUAUAACAAAAAGAAAA